Scophthalmus maximus (turbot) is the source of this 2053-nucleotide messenger RNA. RefSeq names its product abhydrolase domain containing 14A (gene abhd14a). The transcript is spliced from 6 exons. Gene Ontology annotation, cellular component: cytoplasm. NCBI's taxonomy places the organism in Eukaryota, Metazoa, Chordata, Actinopteri, Pleuronectiformes, Scophthalmidae. The coding region runs from base 629 to 1426 and encodes 265 amino acids. The record is from RefSeq and is a predicted model, not a curated record.
CGACGGGGAACAGGCGCUUUUCAGACCGUUGCAGAUCUGAAAUAGAGCCGACACAUACUCAACCGAGUCUCCGUGUAGUCGUCGACCGUCUCGCGUGACAGUGUUCAUCUGGACUUUAUUUCAGGCAGCGUCGCAGCUCAAGGCACACCGACGGCUCGUGUUGUUGUGUUUAAGAUAAAACAAAUGCGUCAGACACACGUUUGUCCUGCUCAGUUUGUACAGCUAGCUCCCAGCGGCAGCAGCAGCAGCAGCAGCAUCGACCCCUCCAGCAGCAUCAUCUGCCCUCCAGCAGCAUCAUCAUCUGCCCUCCAGCAGCAUCAUCUGCCCUCCAGCAGCAGCAUCAUCUGCCCUCCAGCAGCAUCAUCUGCCCUCCAGCAGCAUCAUCUGCCCUCCAGCAGCAUCAUCUGCCCCGACAUGACGCUGAGGCGAGCGGCCUCGUCCUCCUGCCAGUGAUCGUGUUCGCGUGUCUUCUCUGCGUCGAUCGUUUCUGUUUCCCCGCACAGCCGCCUGAAGUGCAAACUGUCGCCUAACUGUUCUCAACAAACUAAUCAUCUGAUGUUGGGAUGCACUGCUCUUCUCAUCCUGACAGGGAAUCACUGACCGCUGGGAGGAUUCUCCCCUCGACAAAAUGAACUUCUUGCGUAAUCGUCUUGUUGUCCUGGGCCUGGUGCUGUUGGCCACGCUACUGCUGUACCUGCUGCUGCCGUCCAUUCGCCAGGGCAGCAUGGAGCCGUCUCUUGACGCUCAAAGGAUGGGGCUGAUGUCCACCCCUCCUCCUCCUCUUCCCACCAUCAACGUGUCCGUUCGCACCGGACAGCUGCCCGGAGACCCACCGCUGUUCUUCAGGGAGGCUCUGCCGGUCGACGGGGCUGGACGACAGAUUUUGCCGAGGCUGCAAGUUGUCCUUCUGCACGGCCAGGCCUUCACAUCCAAAACCUGGGAGGAACUCGGCACAAUGGCCCUGCUGGCAACUCAUGGAUAUCAGGCGCUGGCCAUGGACCUGCCAGGGUAUGGAAAGUCCCCGGACUCAGAGGCUCUAAAGACUGACCAGAAUCGAGUCGACCUCCUUUCAAGGUUCAUGGAGUCUUUGGGGGUCCGGGCAGCUGUGCUUUUGAGUCCCUCCAAGAGUGGACUUUACUCCAUCCCCUUCUUCAUGAAGAACAACGCUCAACUCCACGGCUUCAUCCCCAUAGCACCAGUUGGUACUCGAAGUUACACUCCGCAGCAGUACCAAAGUAUUCAGACUCCCACUCUGAUUGUGUUUGGAGCCCUGGACACAAAUCUGGGUGCCCAGUCCCACAAGAACCUCAUACAACUACCAAAUCACUUUGUGCUCAAGUUAGAGGGAGCUCGCCAUGCCUGCUACAUGGACAAACCCGGAGAAUUUCACCAGGGAUUGAUCGACUUCCUCAGCAAACUGAAAUGAGAUGCGCAGAAGAGGAAGAUGCGGUGGAAAGAUAUAAACAAGAUGAGGAAAAAUUUGAGAUAAGAACUCUAAGCUGUGGUUAAGUGUGUUACAGUUUUGCUAAAAAAUGACUAAUAUCAGCAUCAUUUUCAUAUAAUCAUAACCUGAAGAUCAUUGGCAUUGGAGUAGGUUUCAUUUCAUGGAAAAUGGCAUGUAAAUUUGUGUCCAUAAUUUUGCCCAAAAACAUAAGACUACUUAUUGCAUCAGACUUGUAUAGUGGUGAGUCUUUAGUUUCAUGUGUUAUGUGACUCUCUUUGCAUGUAAAAACAUGGAAUGUGUUUGCUUCACAGUUACCCUUUUUGUAGGUGACAUGUAGGUUACUGUAAAUAUGCAAAGUAGCAGGUGCCUGCAUUUAAAUUGCUUCUGGCAACCAUUCCAUCCUCCAGACAAACACAUGCUGUUCUCAACAAAAGCUUAUAGCAUUGAUGCACAUUGUAAUAAAAAAAAAGUAAGACAAAAGAAAAAUAACUUGCAUUUAUUUGUAUAAAGAUGAUAAAAUCAUAUGUAAUAUAUUUGCAAUAAGUUUGGACAAUCAUGCAGAAAACAAAUAAGAAGUCCAUAGCUUAAAAUAAAAUCCCCAAAAAUGUG